AUGGAUUGGACAUACGUUCAAGCCUGCACGAGCAAUCACUACCUACCCGCAACGACCAUCCAGAUCAAGUCGGAAGCCAAGGGAGGAAUGACAUCGAUCCUCAUCAUGACGCGCACAUUCGAUUCCAGUGCGACGGGCGACCUGAACCACAAUGCUACUUUUCUCGAGCACAACAGCUACUGGAACAUAUUCGUUGGAACGGAGGGUGCCAACGCUUCAUCAACAGAGUACUCCAACGGCCUAGACCCUUUCUCUGGCUUCGACAUCCCCUUCUGGUUCGAUCAAGAGCAGCAUUGGGAUUUCACAUAG
This is a messenger RNA of Alternaria triticimaculans, 309 nucleotides long. RefSeq lists its product as uncharacterized. The transcript has 2 exons. The record is from RefSeq and is a predicted model, not a curated record. The coding region runs from base 1 to 309 and encodes 102 amino acids. NCBI's taxonomy places the organism in Eukaryota, Fungi, Ascomycota, Dothideomycetes, Pleosporales, Pleosporaceae.